AUGGCGGCGCCGCAGCCCGCUGCGCUCUGCCUCUUCGACGUGGACGGCACCCUCACCGCCCCGCGCCAGAAAAUCACAGCAGAGAUGGCCGCGUUUCUGCAGCGGUUGCGUCAGAAGGUGAAAGUCGGAGUCGUGGGCGGUUCCGAUUUCGGAAAGAUCACGGAGCAGCUUGGCGAUGACGUGGUUGAAAAAUUUGACUACGUUUUUCCAGAAAACGGUCUUGUAGCAUACAAAGAUGGGAAAUUCUUGAGCAAGCAGAACAUUCAGGGUCACCUGGGCGAGGACAUACUUCAAGAUCUAAUCAACUACUGCCUGAGUUACAUUGCGAAGAUUAAACUGCCAAAGAAAAGGGGCACUUUUAUUGAGUUCCGAAACGGGAUGUUAAAUGUGUCCCCCAUUGGAAGAAGCUGCAGCCAGGAAGAACGAGUUGAGUUCUAUGAACUUGAUAAAAAGGAACAUAUAAGAGAGAAAUUUGUAGCUGAUUUACGAAGAGAAUUUGCAGGAAAAGGCCUCACAUUUUCUAUAGGAGGCCAGAUAAGCUUCGAUGUGUUCCCAGAUGGCUGGGAUAAGAGGUACUGCUUAGGAAUCAUUGCUGACGAUGGAUACAAGACUAUUUAUUUCUUUGGAGAUAAGACUAUGCCAGGAGGGAAUGACUAUGAAAUUUUCACAGACUCCAGAACAGAAGGCCACAGUGUCACAUCCCCAGAGGAUACAAGAAGAAUCUGUGAAGAGCUAUUUUUUAAAUAAAAGACUUCUAGAAUUCACACUUACAGAACGGUUAAGACAGCUUAGUAACUCAAAACAUCUUCCUUCAUUCUGUAUUGUUUUUGUAAUUGGUCAGUCAUUACAGAAGGGAAGCUGCUAUUUAAAAGACGAACAUUUUUGAGUGUUUUUUUAAAUACUACCUUAUGCUAUAAAGAUAUGAAUUAUAAGACAGUUGGGAUUUUCUUGUUUAAAACUGGAAGAUGCGUAAAAAAACAGGUUUUAUUUCUUUCUGGGGGUGGAGAGGUAGAACUGAGCCAGAAGUCCCUGAUCUCAGGGUCAGAAGGUGCAUCGAGUCUACCACCACUGGAAAGGCUGGACCAGCUGGUGCUAAAGUUACCUCCUCGGUACAGUUGCUUUGCCAAUGCAUGGUACCUACACUUUUUGCAGACUGUUUUUAAAUCUAAAAAAUAAAGAAAUUAUUAAAAUUAAUUAAAACAACUUGAGCAUCGUAGCAAAAUUACAUUUCUGAUUUUCCUGUUAAGACAUUAAGGGUAGAUGAGAUUUUAGUACUAAGAAAAAUGUUGCUAUUAAAAUUCAAGCUGAAGCAUGACAAUCAGCGUAACUACUAAUAUUGCUUCUCUCAUCUGGCGUUAGGAAAGUAAUCUUGUAUAUGAACGGUUUAAUUUACUAAAAGGAGAACCAAAUCUCAUUUUAUCAUGAAAAAUUACUAUUUCAAUUUGUCAUUUUGGCAAAUAAAAUAUGUAAAGCAGA
Messenger RNA from Gavia stellata (red-throated loon), 1476 nucleotides. RefSeq names its product phosphomannomutase 2 (gene PMM2). Gene Ontology annotation, biological process: GDP-mannose biosynthetic process; protein N-linked glycosylation; mannose metabolic process. The record is from RefSeq and is a predicted model, not a curated record. Bases 1 to 747 code for a protein of 248 amino acids. The transcript has 8 exons. Lineage: Eukaryota; Metazoa; Chordata; Aves; Gaviiformes; Gaviidae. Gene Ontology annotation, cellular component: cytosol. Gene Ontology annotation, molecular function: phosphomannomutase activity.